CUCCCGCUGCUGCUUGUAUUUCUGCAACAAGAUGGCUGUCGUUCCUGAGAGCAGAGUCCUCACUUUCACCGUUUUUAAAUGGAGCUCUUACUCCUCUACAUAUUUACCCGAGAAUAUCUUGGUGGACAAACCUAAUGAUCAGUCUUCCAGGUGGUCUUCUGAGAGCAACUACCCACCACAGUUUUUAAUCCUGAAAUUGGAAAGGCCGGCAAUCGUUCAGAGCAUCACCUUCGGGAAGUACGAGAAGACUCACGUCUGCAACCUGAAGAAGUUUAAAGUGUUUGGUGGGAUGAGUGAAGAAAACAUGACAGAGCUUUUGUCCAGUGGCCUUAAGAAUGACUACAACAAAGAAACGUUCACCUUAAAGCACAAGAUCGAUGAGCAGAUGUUUCCCUGCAGAUUUGUCAAAAUAGUGCCUCUGAUGUCUUGGGGUCCCAGUUUUAAUUUCAGCAUCUGGUACAUUGAGCUGCACGGUAUCGAAGAUCCUGAUGUGGUGCAGCCCUGCCUUAACUGGUACAGCAAGUACAGGGAACAGGAAGCCAUCCGCCUUUGCCUCAAGCACUUCCGACAGCAUAACUACACAGAGGCCUUUGAGUCACUGCAGAAGAAGACUCGGAUAGCACUGGAGCACCCAAUGCUCACCCACCUGCACGACCGGCUGGUGCUGCAAGGAGACUUUGACGCCUGCGAGGAGCUCAUAGACAAAGCUGUGAGAGAUGGCUUGUUUAACCAGUAUAUCAGCCAGCAGGAGUACAAGCCCAGGUGGAGUCAGAUCAUCCCGAAAUGCAACAAAGGUACAAGCGCCCAAGAAAUCAACCGAGACGACGUGAACAGUGAGACCAUCUUUUCAAGCGACGGCGACGACAACAGGCCAGGGAUGAGGGGAGGACAUCAAAUGGUCAUUGACGUCCAGACUGAGACCGUUUACCUGUUUGGGGGCUGGGACGGCACACAGGACCUGGCUGACUUCUGGGCUUACAGUGUUCAGGAAAACCAGUGGGCCUGCAUCUCCAGAGACACCGAGAAAGAGAGCGGUCCGAGCGCUCGCUCGUGCCACAAGAUGUGCAUCGACUCCCAGCGGCGUCAGAUCUACACGCUGGGCCGCUACCUGGACUCCAGCGUCCGGAACAGCAAGUCCCUGAAGAGUGACUUCUACCGCUACGACAUCAACGCCAACACCUGGACGCUGCUCAGCGAGGACACGUCGGCCGACGGAGGGCCAAAGCUGGUGUUUGACCAUCAGAUGUGCAUGGACUCCGAGAAGCACAUGAUCUACACGUUUGGCGGUCGGAUCCUGACGUGUAACGGCAGCGUGGAGGACAGUCGGACGUCGGAGCCUCAGUUCAGCGGCCUGUACGCCUACCACUGCCAGGCGGGGACGUGGAGCCUCCUGCGGGAAGACUCGUGUAACGCCGGCCCGGAGGACGUCCAGUCCCGCAUCGGCCACUGCAUGCUCUUCCACACUAGAAACCGCUGUCUGUACGUGUUCGGAGGUCAGAGGUCAAAGACGUACCUCAAUGAUUUCUUCAGCUACGACGUGGACGGAGACCACGUUGAGAUCAUAUCUGAUGGCACCAAGAAGGACUCGGGCAUGGUACCGAUGACGGGCUUCACCCAGAGAGCCACAAUCGACCCCGAGCUCAAUGAGAUUCACGUCCUCUCGGGCCUCAGCAAAGACAAGGACAAGCGCGAGGAGAACGUCCGCAACUCCUUCUGGAUCUACGACAUCGCUCGCAACAACUGGUCAUGUGUGUAUAAGAACGAUCAGGCAGUGAAAGAAAACCCCAGCAAGGCUCUGCAGGAGGAGGAGCCGUGUCCACGCUUUGCACACCAGCUGGUCUACGAUGAGAUGCACAAGGUGCAUUAUUUGUUUGGUGGAAACCCCGGGAAGUCUUGUUCUCCCAAGAUGCGCCUGGACGACUUCUGGUCCCUCAAACUGUGUCGGCCCUCCAAGGAGUACCUGCUCCGCCACUGCAGAUACCUCAUCAGGAAAUACAGGUUUGAGGAGAAGGCCCAGUCGGAGCCACUGAGUGCGCUGAAAUACCUGCAGAACGACCUUUCACUCACGGUGGACCACACAGACCCCGAUGAGACCAAAGAGUUCCAGCUUCUUCCCUCGGCUCUCUUCAAGUCCGGCUCUGACUUCAUCCCUCUGGGUUUCUCCGACGUAGACCAGACAUACGCUCAGCGGACGCAGCUCUUCGACACGCUCGUCAACUUCUUCCCGGACAGCAUGACUCCGCCCAAGGGCAACCUGGUGGACCUCAUCACGCUUUAGCCCCGCCCCCACACCCACCGCCCACCCAAUCGCCUCGCCCCGCUGGACUGACUUCAUACCCAACCACCCAGCCACCCACAGACCCACGCGCCUGAUGGGACGGAGGAGGCAGACACCAGUUAUUUUUCUAUUCCUGAAGCCUUCUGGUGGGCUCUGACCCUCUGCUGUGUCCCAGUCUGCAUUACCUGGAGGAAUGUGAAACUACCGAUUCGUAGUUCCAACUGUCUGCUAUAUGGAGAAAGGAACACUCGCCACGGAGGGUCCUAUCAACACAGAAGGUUAAAUAUCCUCCACACAACAAUGUCUGAUGGAUGGAAUUUCUCUUCUUUUUUUUCUUCUUUCCAUCUUGCCCUUCUCCACACCCCUGGGUGGCACUCAGGAGUUUUAAGGCUGGUACUCUCCGCUCAGUGAGCACUACUGUGGAAUACAGUGAAUGUGUAGAAAGCCUUGUAGUAUUGCAUUGUAUGUAAUGUACAUAAUGAAUAAAGAUUGUAUUUUGUUCAGGUUUUCUCAA
This is a messenger RNA of Perca flavescens (yellow perch), 2792 nucleotides long. It is a transcript of the gene mkln1, whose product is annotated as muskelin 1, intracellular mediator containing kelch motifs. The record is from RefSeq and is a predicted model, not a curated record. Gene Ontology annotation, cellular component: cytoplasm. The transcript is spliced from 20 exons. NCBI's taxonomy places the organism in Eukaryota, Metazoa, Chordata, Actinopteri, Perciformes, Percidae. Bases 32 to 2278 code for a protein of 748 amino acids. Gene Ontology annotation, molecular function: protein binding.